Zygotorulaspora mrakii is the source of this 495-nucleotide messenger RNA. RefSeq lists its product as uncharacterized. The transcript has a single exon. The record is from RefSeq and is a predicted model, not a curated record. NCBI's taxonomy places the organism in Eukaryota, Fungi, Ascomycota, Saccharomycetes, Saccharomycetales, Saccharomycetaceae. The coding region runs from base 1 to 495 and encodes 164 amino acids.
AUGAAACAAGAACCGGCUCCGCCACAACUGCGGGUGCUGUGCAGGCCUUUACGAGCGGUGUUUCGCAGAAAAGGAUUCUUCGAGAAACAUAGCCACCUUGUGCCGGACCGCUGCCGAGCUCUGAGACUCCCGGAAGAGAAGCUGUGGACGGCCGGUACAGGAUCGGUCUUUGGUCCUGGUCCGAAGUCUAUUUGUAAAUCAAAAGUUAGUAAGCUGCUUCACACGGUGUGGAGUGUGCGAGGCGGGUCACGGCAGGCUGGUACGAGACAUGGCAGAUGGCGCCCGGCAGCGGGCGCCAUCUGCUCAUAUCAGGUGUAUUGGGGUAUGAUCAUUCAUGCAUUUAUGCAUUUGCACAUGCUCCGUCGUUUUUUGCAUGUUUUUUUUCUGGUAAAAGAAACAGUAAAGGUUAAAAUAACCGGGGUUUACGCGAACCGGAGUUUACGUUGCUCAGGGCGGGUAACCGGGCCCAGGCAGCAGUCGCCGUUUCUUCUCUGA